CAACAACAUACCAGACAGGAACACAUCAUAAACUGAAACAGACUUACAGGCCCACUAACCAACAAGACCAAACUAUAAAAACUUGAUGAAGACCUUCUUGGAAUGCCCAGAUUUCCGCUAUAAAAACUUCAGUUAACAGUCGCAUUUUUGGGUCCUCACUUGGCAUGGAAUUAUGAGCACUAAAAGACUACUUUCUACGGCUGAUUUCCAUGCAAUCCCACCCAUUAUCCGAAACUCCCUUCAAUGGGCCCACAACUCCACCGCCCAAUCGAACACACCUUUUUUACCAAAGGGUCCUUCCGUAUUGGCCACAAACCUCAUCAAAUCAUACUCUGAAAGGGGCUUGAUAAAAGAGGCCCGGAUACUGUUCGAUGAAAUGCCUGAGAGAGAUGUCGUUGCAUGGACUGCCAUGAUUGCUGGAUACACGUCUUGCAACCACUACAGCCAUGCAUGGGCUAUGUUCUGUGAGAUGGUAAGGAAUGGAGUGGAGCCAAAUGCGUUUACUUUGUCCAGUGCUUUGAAGGGUUGUAAGAGCAUGAAGGCUCUUUCAUAUGGGGCAUUGGUCCAUGGCUUGGCCAUCAAGCAUGGCAUGAAGGAGUCUAUGUAUGUUAAUAAUGCACUCAUGGAUAUGUAUGCUACGUGUUGUGUUAGCAUGGACGAGGCAUGCAUGGUCUUUCAGGAGAUAGAUGUUAAAAAUGCUGUUUCAUGGACUACUUUGAUCACUGGUUACACUCAUAGAGGUGAUGGCUAUGGUGGGCUUCGAGUUUUCAGGCAAAUGUUGCUGGAGGAAGCAGAACUCAACCCAUUUAGCUUUUCAAUUGCCGUUAGAGCUUGCACCUCAAUCGGCUCAUACACUUUGGGCAAGCUAAUACAUUCAGCAGUGAUUACACAUGGGUUCGAUACCAAUCUUCCUGUCAUGAAUUCUAUACUAGACAUGUAUUGCAGGUGUGGUUGUUUAUCGGAGGCAAAUCAGUAUUUCCAUGAAAUGAAUGAGAAAGAUUUAAUUACAUGGAAUACCUUGAUAACUGGUUAUGAAAGGUUGGACUCUACUGAGUCUUUACAUAUCUUUUCACAAAUGGAGUCAGAAGGUUUUAGUCCAAAUUGCUUCACAUUUACCAGUGUUACAGCUGCCUGUGCAAAUUUAGCAGUAUUGAAUUGCGGACAACAGGUUCAUGGAGGAAUUGUUCGCAGAGGCCUUGACGGGAACUUGGCAUUGGCUAAUGCAAUUAUUGACAUGUAUGCCAAGUGUGGGAGCAUAAGUGAUUCACGCAAAGUUUUUAGUGAAAUGACUUGCAGAGAUUUGGUCUCUUGGACUACUAUGAUGAUUGGAUAUGGGGCUCAUGGAUAUGGAAAAGAGGCUGUUGAAUUGUUUGAUGAGAUGAUCAGGUCUGGUAUUAGACCUGAUAAGAUUGUGUAUAUGGCAGUUCUGAGUGCUUGCAGCCAUGCUGGACUUGUAGAUGAAGGUUUGAGGUAUUUCAAAUCAAUGGUGGGUGAUUAUAAUAUUUCUCCAAAUCAGGAGAUUUAUGGCUGUGUAGUGGAUCUGCUAGGGCGUGCAGGGAGAGUUGAGGAGGCUUAUGAGCUAAUAGAGAGUAUGCCAUUUAAACCUGAUGAGUCUGUAUGGGGGGCACUUCUUGGAGCUUGUAAAGCCCAUAAGCUUCCGAAUUUGGGCAAAUUGGCAGCUCGCAGAGUUUUAGAUUUGAGGCCAAAUAUGGUGGGGACUUACGUGAUGCUGUCAAAUAUAUAUGCAGCUGAAGGUAAGUGGGGGGAGUAUGCAAAUAUGAGGAAGCUGAUGAGAGGGAUGGGGAGUAAGAAAGAGGCAGGGAGGAGUUGGAUUGAGGUAAGAGACCAGGUUUAUAGUUUUGUUGUUGGAGAUAAGAUGGGUUCUCACAUAAAGUGGGUGUAUGGAGUUUUGGAUUUGUUGAUUUGGCAUAUGAAAGAAGCAGGGUAUGUACCAGAUUUGGAUUGCUUAAUACAUGACCAAGAAGAUGCAACUUGAAAAAAAUGGAAGUUGUGGGGUGGUUUGAAUACCAUAUUGAUAAAGGUGGAAUGAUUCUAGAACAAUUUUUGGUUAUUCCACACAACUUUAAAUUGGGUAUACACAGACAGAAAGAAGAAGGAAUUGUGUAUGAGGGGAUUUGGUAUUCCUCUUGAAACUUUCAAUUUUGAUACAUUUGAAUCCAGUAAGUGGCAAAAAAGAAAUGAAGAAGAAACUUAGCAACAUCAAAAAAGGGCAUUGUUUAAUUAACCUGUACUAACAAUUUAAGAUAUUCUUUUAAUUAA
Molecule: messenger RNA, 2280 nt
Organism: Quercus robur (English oak)
Lineage: Eukaryota; Viridiplantae; Streptophyta; Magnoliopsida; Fagales; Fagaceae
Product: putative pentatricopeptide repeat-containing protein At1g56570
Exons: 2
Coding region: 173-1996 (607 amino acids)
Biological process (GO): RNA modification
Molecular function (GO): RNA binding; protein binding
Source: RefSeq, a predicted model, not a curated record